Molecule: messenger RNA, 1675 nt
Organism: Ananas comosus (pineapple)
Lineage: Eukaryota; Viridiplantae; Streptophyta; Magnoliopsida; Poales; Bromeliaceae
Product: PGR5-like protein 1A, chloroplastic
Exons: 11
Coding region: 748-1383 (211 amino acids)
Biological process (GO): photosynthetic electron transport in photosystem I
Cellular component (GO): chloroplast thylakoid membrane
Molecular function (GO): oxidoreductase activity, acting on iron-sulfur proteins as donors
Source: RefSeq, a predicted model, not a curated record
UAGUCACCAAUAUACAUAUUAUGAACUCUACACUGUUACCGUGUUGCCGAAAAGAUCGAUGUUUUUGUAGGAAACGUGUCCAGGAAUCAUCGGAACAUCUGUCUCUUCUCAAGGCAAUGGAUUUGUGUAGAUUGAGUCACCGAUAUACGUAGCUGUGAACUCUAAUAUGUUAUUCCGUAUGAAUGCUUAUGCUCUAAGGGCCCUAACAAUUUCUAUUGUUGUCCCCUUUUUUGGUAGGGUGAAGGGAAGAAGAAUUAUAAUGUUAUGAGAUGAAUGCAAGUGAUUGUGAUUAGAGUUUGUUGUGAUAGGGUAAGAGAUAAUACAAAUUGCCCAUGUUUUAAACUACGAAUGAGAUAGGAGGUUAGAUAUUUGAACUUUUAGGCAACUACUUCUUCUGGGAGUAGCAAAUGUGGACUAUCAAAAGAGUGUAUUUUUGAGGUUGUGAAGGAGACAAUAACAUCAUUUUCUGAUUACUACAAAAUGGACUCUGCGUCCUGAUACCUGAUUCCAGAGCAAUUUGAACAAUAUAGUGGCGAGACUCUGCUUCGAGCCGAUGACAAUUUUCGAUUCCAAUUUCCUCGGACUUGUGCCUUCACAUUUUUCUGUCAGGUUCAGGAUGAUGAAGUUGUUGAUAGCAAGAUCCUCCCUUAUUGCAGCAUAGACAAAAAGAAGGAGAAGACUGUUGGAGAGCUUGAACAAGAGUUUCUCCAAGCACUGCAGGCUUUCUAUUACGACAAAAAGGCUAUCAUGUCAAAUGAGGAAUUCGAUAAUCUCAAAGAAGAGCUGAUGUGGGAAGGAAGCAGCGUGGUCAUGCUAAGUCCCGAUGAGCAAAAGCUUUUGGAAGCUUCGAUGGCUUAUGUGGCUGGGAAGCCCAUAAUGACAGAUGCUGAGUUCGACGAACUGAAGAUGAGAUUAAAGAAAGAAGGGAGCGACAUCGUGCAGGAAGGUCCACGAUGCAGUCUUCGCAGUAGAAAGGUUUACAGUGACUUGUCGGUUGACUACUUCAAGAUGUUCCUCCUGAAUGUGCCUGCAGCUGUUGUGGCACUAGGAUUGUUCUUCUUCCUAGAUGAUUUGACGGGCUUCGAAAUUACUUACCUAUUGGAGUUGCCAGAGCCCUUCAGCUUCAUCUUCACAUGGUUUGCUGCUUUGCCUCUCAUAUUCUGGUUAGCGCAGACAAUUACUAGUGCUAUAUUGAAGGACUUUUUGAUCUUAAAGGGCCCAUGUCCAAACUGUGGCACUGAAAAUCUGUCCUUCUUCGGAACUAUAUUAUCUGUGUCUAGUGGUGGUUCCACGAAUACUGUAAAAUGCUCAAACUGUGGCACGGAAUUGGUGUAUGAUUCAAAAACACGUUUAAUUACACUUCCUGAACCAAGUGAGGCAUAAAGUUCAGGAAAAGAGGAAACCAAACUACAUCCGCUUCAUAUCAACCUUAUGGAGCUUGUCGGGGGAUCUGUGUGCAGUGCUAUAUCUCACUUUGUUCAACAGGAGCUUCAUAACUUGGUUAAAUGUACAUGUAUGUAUAUGUAUCUCUCGCUACGAAUGUAGUUAUCUAUGCCCCUUAUUGUGUAAAAAUCACAUUAGAGAUCAGGCAAUGUGAAUGAAAAACCAUGUAUUUUUCCAUGUAUAGAGAAACUGAUUGGAAAGAAAAAAUAACUUCUCGCCUUCUGUGUAGUAA